Molecule: messenger RNA, 2017 nt
Organism: Orbicella faveolata
Lineage: Eukaryota; Metazoa; Cnidaria; Anthozoa; Scleractinia; Merulinidae
Cellular component (GO): membrane
Source: RefSeq, a predicted model, not a curated record
CCAAAUUAUGUCUCGCGAUUCCUCGCGAACUCUCGUGUUCGUCGCGCAACCUCGGGUUCUGACCAGAGGAAGAAGUUCUUUAUCCAUUGACGUAGGGACUGCAGUUCUUCUUUACGUAAACUUAUACAAUAUCCCGAUGUUCGUCGCACCGAAGGAGACCACAUUGCGUUGACAGGUGUAAAAGAUGGCAUUCAGUGCGAAGUCUCUUCGACUGUUGUCUUACGUACAUCUUGUGCUGGGGAUUUUGGCCAUGGCUGCCGGGAUUUCUUCCAUGAACGUGACUGAUUAUUACAGCGGGUUAUUUGGCAUGGGAAUUUGGCUCGGAGCUUGGGUUCUCUUGACAGGUUUGGGUGGAGUGGCAAGUUCAUUGAAGCCUGGGAAUUUUUGCAGGAUUGGAAUUUUCCUAGGAUGUUCUCUGGUUGCUAUUGUGAUCCUGUCAAUUUGCUCCAUUAUAAUCGGCACUGUGGUCAUAAGGCAUUACCAGUUUGAGUCAACUGUGACCCGCGAGUUUUAUGAGGGUAAGGGUACCUUUGGCCAAAAGAACCAUGAGGACUAUUACAGAUCAGAAGAAUAUUUUGAAGACAGACAUAGAGCUGGAAUGAUUGGCCUGGCUGUGUAUGGCUCUCUUUUGGCCAUCAACAUAAGUGAUAUACUGCUGUGCUGUGCAUCAGUUUACGUAUGCCGUGACCUCACCCGCACUGAGCAGGUACAGUACCUUGUUCUCAAGAAGGAAGAUGUUUGUAUAACCAAUAGAGAAAGUAGUAGUCGCAGUGUGUCCUUAACUCACCACACCCAAGGGAACAUAGCUGCUGCUGUACCUGAUGCACAACUAGGAUUUGGUGGACAGAAUUGGGCCGAGUUGGUCUUCCAAGCAGUGCCACAGUCACUACAGCCAGUGCCAGUUCAUUUUGUACAGAGCCCAGAUUGUCAGUUUUUUACGCCAUACAAAUUACCGAACUAUGCUGAAUUAUAUCCGGAAGGGAUUGUAAACUCCAGCAUUACUCAAAACCAACCGCACGUGCCAGAUGAACCACCACCUGAGUACACUCCAACAGCAAACCCUUUGCUUAGUCAGCAUUCAAUGCUUCCAGGCUCUCCUGUCGAAGCCCCCCUUAGUUCUCUCCACCUGUCAACUGAGGAAAAUACAACAGUUGAAGAAACAGCAGUUUCAGCCAGGACUUGCACAACAGGAAGUUCCAGUAUACUGGAAACUACUGUAGUGUCAGAACAAUCUUCAGUAACUCUGGGGCUCUUGGAGGUUACAUCAGAUUGUCAAGCAUUAUCUACCCCUGUCCUUGAAUCAUCAACUUUCCCUAUGAUAUCUUCAAUACCAAAUACUUCUGCAAUCAACACAGAAUUAGCUGUGACAAUUUCACCAGGUUUAUCUUUGAAUGCAUCACAAGUCGUUGCAUCAGAAGACCCAGAUAACACCUCAUCCUUGGAAUCACAAAACAACCAAGUUACAAACCCAGAGACUGUGACUGUGAUAACAGAAACCAGUGGGUCUGAAAUAAGGCAGCCAAGUGACGCACCCAGAGAUUGUGACUGUGAUAACAGAAACCAAUGGGUCUAAAAUAAGGUGGCUAAGUUACACAGCCAGAGACUGACUGUGAUAACAGAAACCAAUGCGUCUGAAAUAAGAUAGCUAAGUUACACAACCAGAAGUUGUGACUACAUGUGAGAACAGAAACCACUGGGUCUAAAAUAAGAUAGCUAAGUUACACACCCAGAGGUUUUGACUGUGAUGACAGAAACCAGUGGGUGUGAAUUAAGAUGGCUAAGUUACACAGCCAGAGACUGUGACUGUGAUAACAGAAACCAAUGGGUCUGAAAUAAGAUAGCCAAGUUACACAGCCAGAGACUGUGGCUGUGAUAACAGUCUGAAAUAGAUGGCCAAGUUACACAGCCAGAGACUGUGGCUGUGAUAACAGAAACCAGUGGGUCUGAAAUAAGACAGCUAAGUUCCACAGCCAGAGACUGUGACUGUGAGAACAGAUAAUAUAGCCAAGUUACACAC